AGCGAGGAGCUGGAAGAGGCCAGGAUACGAGCCAAAUACUCUAUGGUGUUUCACACAGCCAAGAAAUCAAGGAGGUGGAAAAACAAACGAGAGGGGACAGAUGCUAACAACCGACCCAUCAAAGCUGCUGGGAAAGUUAUUAUCCAAGAUAUUUCCUGCUUGCUGCCUGUCCACAAGCUGCUGGGAGAGCUCUACAUAUUGAAUGUGAAUAACAUCCAGGAGACUUGCCAGAAGAAUGCUGCCUCAGCCCUGGCUGUGGGACGGAGAGAUCUCGUACAGGUUUGGUCACUGGCCAUGGUAGCCACUGAUCUCUGUCUUGGACCGAAGUCUGACCCAGAUUUGGAGAUACCUUGGGCGCAGCAUCCAUUUGGACGUCAAUUACUGGAGUCCUUGCUGGCUCAUUACUCACAGCUCCACGACGUGCAGACCCUGGCCAUGCUCUGCAGUGUGUUUGAAGCCCAGUCCAGGCUACAGGGGUGCCCCAACUCUUAUGGCCCGUUUCCUCAACGUGCCUCCAACCUGGCCUCCCACAGUCGAUACCCCAGCUUUACUUCCUCUGGCUCUUGUUCCAGCAUGUCAGAUCCUGGGAUUGGCACUGGAGGCUGGAGCAUAGCAAACAAAGACACGGAGCAGGCCUCCACCCCCUGGUGUGAGUCUUCUCCAGAUGAUUUCCGCUAUGGAAGCCUAAUGUAUCCUGAUCAUCGGGAGCGGGAGAAAGACCAGCAUGAGAAAAACAAAAGGCUGCUGGAUCCUGCCAACACUCAGCAAUUUGAUGACUUUAAGAAGUGCUAUGGAGAAAUCCUUUAUCGCUGGGGCCUGCGAGAGAAGCGGGCUGAGGUUCUGAAGUUUGUCUCGUGUCCUCCUGAUCCCCACAAAGGAAUUGAGUUCGGCGUGUACUGCAGCCACUGCCGCAGCGAGGUGCGCGGCACCCAGUGUGCCAUCUGCAAGGGCUUCACCUUCCAGUGUGCCAUCUGCCACGUGGCCGUGCGAGGCUCCUCCAAUUUCUGCCUGACGUGCGGACACGGAGGCCACACCAGCCAUAUGAUGGAGUGGUUUCGCACGCAGGAGGUGUGCCCCACGGGCUGUGGGUGCCACUGCCUGCUCGAGAGCACCUUCUGAGCACUGGGGCCAGCAGGGUGCCAGGGAACUGGAUUGGG
Molecule: messenger RNA, 1157 nt
Organism: Acanthisitta chloris (rifleman)
Lineage: Eukaryota; Metazoa; Chordata; Aves; Passeriformes; Acanthisittidae
Product: WD repeat-containing protein 59-like
Exons: 9
Source: RefSeq, a predicted model, not a curated record